AUGCAUACUUACUGCGGGCUGCGGAAGAACGUUUCCUUUUCCAGCGACCGCGUCGGCCUCACCCGCUCGGCCAUGUUCCUCUUCAUUUUCAUCAUCAUCCACGCUGUCGGCAACCUGCACGUCUUCCUAGGCCCGGAUGACUUCAAUGGCUACGGCUACUUCUACGUGCGGCUUUACUGGACCGGCUUCGGGUUCCAGGCCAACAUCGUGGAGGAGUACAUCCUGCUUGCGGCGUUGCUGCACAUCGUGGUGGCCCUGAAGAGGACCUGGGACAUCAGCCUCAACUACAACUUGAACACAGGGAAGAUGAACCUGGCUCUCUCGGGCAUCAGCCUGCUGACCUUCAUGAUGAUCCACCUCUACCAGUUCCGGAACCUCUUCUGGGUGGACACCCCGGGCUGCGAGUCCGUGUACGUGCGUGACAUCUACCGCAUGGAGUUCGAGAUCUUCCAGUCCCUUGGCUGGGUCCUCUUCUACAUGUCGGCGGUGAUCAUCUUCAGCACACACAUGUGCUUGGGCUGGCAGAAGGCUGUGCCAGCGCCACACCUAGAGAUCCCCAAGAAGUACCACAGCCGAGCUGUGCACAUGGGGUACAUCUUCACCCUCUUCAUCUCCCUGAUUUACAUCAGCUUCCCGCUGUAUUGCCAUCUCGUCCUCAGGAAGUUUGAGCACAGAGCCAGCGACGCCAUGAGCGCCUGGUGUCACAAGUAUGGCCCCUUAGACUUUGCUUUCGCCAUGGCGUGCUCAUUUCCGACCAACCAAGCCAUUGUCGUGGGUGGCGGGCUGGGAGGUAUGUCCGCAGCCAACACCGUGGUCGAGAACGGCGGCCGAGUUGUGUUGCUCGACAAGUCGUCCUUCUGCGGCGGCAACAGUACGAAGGCCACGUCGGGCAUCAACGGCGCAGGUACCAAGACCCAAAAGGCCAAGGGCAUCCCGGACAACGCCGAGAUCUUCACUGCGGACACCCUCAAGGGAGGCGCGAAGAAGCCGGAGCUUGCGAAGCUGCUUUGCGACAACAGCGCCGCGGAUGUCGAUUGGCUGGUGGAGAAGUUCAACCUGGACCUGUCUCUGGUCGCGCGCCUGGGAGGCCACUCUCAGCCGCGAACGCACCGCGGCAAGGAGCGAUUUCCUGGCAUGACCAUCACCUACGCCCUGAUCCAGAUGUUGGAGAAGGUGGCCGAGAAGACCGACCUGGCCCGCAUCAUCACCAAGGCGAAGGUGUUCAAGCUCGUCACGGACGGCCCGGCCUGCGUGGGCUGCGUCUACGAGAAGGGCGGGCAGAAUUUUCAAGAGUUCGGCCCGGUGAUCCUGGCGUCAGGCGGCUUCGGCGCCGACUUCACCCAGGACUCCCUCCUUGCCAAGUACCGGCCCGACCUCCUGCACCUGCCCACCACCAACGGUGAGCACUGCACUGGCGAUGGCAUCAAGAUGGGUGAGGCGAUUGGCGCCAAGACCAUCGACCUCGAGUGGGUCCAGGUGCACCCGACCGGACUUGUGAAGCCGGACGACGCGGAUGCCAAGAUCAAGUUCCUGGCCGCGGAGGCCCUGCGCGGCGUGGGCGGCAUCAUCCUCAACGCGGAAGGCAAGCGCUUCUGCAACGAGCUGGGGCGCCGCGACUACGUCACCGGCGAGAUGUGGAAGAGCAAGCCUCCUUUCCGGCUGUGCCUCAACAAGGCAGCAUCGGACGAGAUCAUCUGGCAUUGCAAGCACUACACUGGUCGAGGCGUCAUGAAGAGCUACGCGAGCGGCGAGGAGCUUGCAAAGGACAUGGGCGUCCCCCUGUCCGUCAUCGAGCAGGCGCAUGAGGAUCAUUACCAGGCAGCCAAGAAGACGGAGUCGGACCCCGAUGGAGGCAGCUGGCCCGCGUAUCCCUCCGGCAAGUCCUGGGAUGAGGCCAGUGGCAAGACCGGCAGCGGCAAGAAGUUCUACCACAACAUCAUUCCGGGCUCUGCGGUGAAGAGCGAGCCCUUCUACGUGGCCAUCAUCACGCCGGUGAUCCACUACUGCAUGGGCGGCCUGCUCAUCGACACGGACUCCGCGUGCAUCGGCUCCAAGAACGUGGCGAUCCCGGGCCUGUACGCUGCUGGCGAGGUCGCCGGCGGCGUGCAUGGCAACAACCGCCUGGGCGGCAACUCCCUGCUGGACUGCGUGGUGUUCGGCCGCGUGGCCGGCAUUGCAGCCGCCAAGUACAUGCUGGGUCCGGACAUGAAGCCUGUGGACCUGAAAGACAUCACUGGCGGAGGCCUCACUGGCGCCGUGGAAAGCUCCAAGCUGGCCGGCGGCUCCUACGAAGACAAGAUGAACUCUGCCGCGCCCGCUGCAGGAGCCGCACCUGCGGCCGGUGGCGGCGGCGGUGGCGGUGGCAUCACCCUUGCCGACGUUGCCAAGCACAACACGAAGGCGGACUGCUGGGUGGUGGUCGAUGGCCAGGUGCUGGAUGUCACCAGCUUCUUGUCGGAGCACCCCGGCGGCGAGCUGGCCAUCCUCACCUUCGCCGGCAAGGACGCCACGGAGGAGUUCAACAUGAUCCACCCCCCAGAUGUGAUCGGCAAGUACGCCCCUGACUCGGUGGUUGGCAUGAUCGGCGGCGGCGGAGGUGGUGGCGGUGGCAUCACCUUGGAGGUCUUGGACGUCACGUCCUUCCUCUCCGAGCACCCGGGUGGCGAGCUGGAAUACCCGCAUUUUCUUGAUUUCCUGCCGUCAAGGCUCAGUACCCUCCAGGCCAAGAACUGGUCGAAGUCCGAGAAGAACCGGGAGUUGCGAAUGAAGGGCGCCCUCCUCAGACGUCGUAGUAGGAUCCCUGAGAUCCUCUUCACCAUCGUGCCGCAGAGCAACGUGACCAUCACCGGCGACCGCGUUGGCCUCACCCGCUCAGCGUUCCUCUUCAUCUUCAUCAUCAUCCAUGCCGUGGGCAACUUGCACGUCUUCCUAGGCCCGGAUGACUUCAACGGCUACGGCUACUUCUACGUGCGCCUCUACUGGACGGGCUUCGGCUUCCAGGCCAACAUUGUCGAGGAGUACAUCCUGCUCGCGGCUCUGCUCCACGUCUUCGUGGCCUUGAAGCGCACGUGGGACAUCAGCAUGAACUACUCCGUGGCCUCCGGAAAGCUCAACUUGGCCUUCUCUGGCGUCACGCUGCUCACGUUCAUGAUGAUCCACCUCUACCAGUUCCGAUUCGGCGACACCCAGCCGUGGAAGCUUUGCCCGCCGCCGUACCUUCUCAACUUGAAGACGCUGCUCCAGCUCAGGCUGAACCUCUUCUGGGUGGACGAUCCGGGCUGCGAGGCGGUGUACGUCCGCGACAUCUACCGCAUGGAGUUCGAGAUCUUCCAGUCCUUGGGCUGGGUGCUCUUCUACCUGGCGGCCGUGAUCAUCUUCAGCACGCACAUGUGCCUCGGCUGGCAGAAGGUUGUGCCCGCGCCAGCCUUGGAGAUCCCCAAGAAGUACCACAGCCGGGCCAUCCACAUGGGCUACGUCUUCACCUUCUUCAUCGCCCUGGUGUACGUCAGCUUCCCGCUCUACACCCACAUCUUCGCCAUGUCCUCCGGCAGCCUCAGUGUUGAGCCGGCGCAGCCAUAA
Messenger RNA from Symbiodinium natans, 3579 nucleotides. NCBI's taxonomy places the organism in Eukaryota, Dinophyceae, Suessiales, Symbiodiniaceae. The record is from the annotation of a GenBank genome assembly.